CCGUUCCCCCGGGCCGCGCCCCGGGAAGUCCUGGGCGGUGGGCGGCACUGGACGGGGCAACAGUCGGGUCUGCGCCUCGGGCGGUCGGGGUCCCGCGGAGCAGAGGCGGCAGAGCGUAUGUGGGGACCCGUCCUGUCCUGAGGCUCUCAGCCUGCGGCGCGGAGGCAGCAGACCCAGCAUCAUGGACGCUCUUUCUGAAGCAAAUGGCACUUUUGCCCUCCGCCUUUUAAAGAUACUGUGUCAAGAUGACCCUUCACGCAACGUGUUUUAUUCUCCUGUGAGCAUCUCCUCUGCCCUGGCCAUGGUCUUCCUGGGGGCAAAAGGAGACACUGCUACCCAGGUGGCCCAGGUGCUUUCUUUAAAUACAGAGAAAGACAUUCACGAGGAUUUCCGGGCACUUCUCACUGAGCUGAACAAGCCUGGCACACAGUACGUACUCAGAACGGCCAACAGGCUCUUUGGAGAGAAGACCUGUGAAUUCCUCUCUAUCUUUCAGGAAUCCUGUCUUCGGUUCUACCACACUGAGCUGGAGCAGCUCUCCUUUGCCAAAGCUGCAGAGCCGUCCAGGAAACAGAUAAACGCUUGGGUCUCAAAAAAGACUGAAGGUAAAAUUCCAGAGUUGUUGCCGGGUAACUCAAUUGAUGCACAGACCAGGCUGGUUCUCAUCAACACGGUCUACUUCAAAGGAAGGUGGAAUGAGCAAUUCAACAAAACGUACACAAGGGAGAUGCCGUUCAGAGUAAACCGGAAGGAGCAGAGGCCGGUGCAGAUGAUGUUUCAGGAAGGAACGUUUAGACUCGCCCACGUAGAGGAGGUGCAGGCCCAGGUCCUCGAGCUGCCCUACGCGGGUGAGGAGAUGAGCAUGCUCGUCUUGCUCCCUGACGACCACGUGGCUCUGAGCUCGGUGGAAAAACAUCUCACUUUUGAGAAAUUCCUCGCCUGGACCCACCCAGACUGCAUGAAAAGCACAGAAGUGGAAGUUUUCCUCCCGAGAUUUAAACUGGAAGAGGCUUAUGACCUGGGGCCUGUGCUGCAGGGUCUGGGGGUGGUUGACGCCUUCCAGCAGGGCAGGGCUGACUUCUCGGCCAUGUCAGCCGACAGCGACCUGUGUCUGUCCAGGUUUGCGCACAAGAGUUUGGUGGAGGUGAACGAGGAAGGCACGGAGGCCGCGGCCGCUUUGGCCGUGACAGUGGUGGAGUGUUGCAUGGAGUCUGGACCCAGGUUCUGUGCCGACCACCCCUUUCUUUUCUUCAUCAGGCACAACAAAGCCAGCAGCAUUCUCUUCUGCGGCAGGCUUUCCUCCCCGUAGGGGAUGCACUCCCCGUGCGUGGGAGCUUUUCCCUCUCUGUGUCCCCACAUCCCACUCCACAGCGCCCGGAGGAUGGGCCUGGGCAGGUUCCCACCGGCUGAACGGUCCGCCAGCACAAUCCCUCGCUUCUUCCCUUGCCGACCACUUGUUUGUGCUACUUAACCAGGAUCGCGGGACAGGAGACCUUAACGAUUCCCUGCUGUAUUUGAGAUGCAGCCCAAACCCCACAGGACGGCAGGCAAAGUGCUCCUCUGUGGCCCCAGACUUAACUUCCCACUCAUUCCAUGUACCAUCCUCUCGAGUUAUGCUGUGUUCUCUACUCUGGUCACAUGCUUGCCUUAGGCCAUUUCAGUAGUAAUAGAAGCUACUCACUAUCGCUACCAUUUUAUAGAUUUCCUGGUGCUUGUGCUUUUUAGGAACUUUCUUUAAUGCUCAUUUUAAUUUUAUCUCUCUUUAACAUUCAUUGGUCACCACGAAUGUUCCAAAUACUGCAUCAGGCGCUGGGGCCGCAAAGGGCUGGAGUCACGGUCCUCUGACACCUGACUGCUAGUGCCCAUGCGGAAUUAGGCAGCUUUGAGGACAACCAGGCCGGACUAGGUGAUGCCCUUAAACUUACCAUGUGACCCCUUGUAGGGAUCACACCUUUCUUCGUGUUACUGUAUUUCUGUGCCUCAAACUCUUAACAGUAAAAAUUCCAUUCAACCCUUAAAGCUCAUUUCCAA
Molecule: messenger RNA, 2031 nt
Organism: Mesoplodon densirostris (Blainville's beaked whale)
Lineage: Eukaryota; Metazoa; Chordata; Mammalia; Artiodactyla; Ziphiidae
Gene: SERPINB9
Product: serpin family B member 9
Exons: 8
Coding region: 182-1309 (375 amino acids)
Biological process (GO): negative regulation of endopeptidase activity
Cellular component (GO): cytoplasm
Molecular function (GO): serine-type endopeptidase inhibitor activity
Source: RefSeq, a predicted model, not a curated record